Molecule: messenger RNA, 3786 nt
Organism: Toxotes jaculatrix (banded archerfish)
Lineage: Eukaryota; Metazoa; Chordata; Actinopteri; Toxotidae
Product: regulator of microtubule dynamics protein 2
Exons: 11
Coding region: 79-1308 (409 amino acids)
Cellular component (GO): spindle microtubule; mitotic spindle pole; cytoplasm
Molecular function (GO): microtubule binding
Source: RefSeq, a predicted model, not a curated record
GGAAUGUUUUGAUGGUUACACCGGAGAGCUGUCAAACAGAGGUGCCUCCUUCUUUACCUGUACAGUAAGACCUGCAGGAUGGCCCAGGCAGACAGCAAGGUUCUGGUUCUGGGAGCAUUGGCCGGGGUGGCUGGUAUCAGUUUGGCUGUGGUGUGUUACCGGGGCUUUAGGUCAAGACGAAGAGGCUCGUGGCCGGGGUUCUACGUCAACCGCACUAAUGAACAGGGGACUGGUCUCAUGUUGGUGGAUGGACCGGGUCUGCCCAGCGGUCAGGCUGAGGUGCUGGAGCGCCUUGAGGCGCUGAUCCAGUGUGUGUCCGAGCUGAAGGAUGAGAUGAAGGCGUUGAAGAAUGCUCUGCCGACACUGCAGGACCAAGUCAGGGAAGAACUAAGGGGACGUGAUGAGGCGCGUCGAGCCAGUCCUCUACACAGGACCACACCAACACGGAGGAAAAGAGCUGCAGGCACCAUCACUGGCAGUAGAGCUGGGGGUCGGAGCUCGGAGGAGGCUGAGAGUGAGGGAGGGUAUAUGACUGCACUGACAGACUCUGAGGAUGAAGAGCUAAGUGAUGCAGAACAGAGGGAUGAAGAACAGCCUGUGGAAAAGUUGUCUGUCCUCCUCGACAGGAUCGAUCGUUUGCAUCAGGGCACUGAAUCGGACAAAAGGGAAAGCCUCGACAUCCUUUUGGAGCAGAGAGAGGAGUUUGGACAGAACUCGACGUUUCUUUGGCGGCUAAUCCGAGCUUACUGUGAUGUUCAUGAUGUCAGCUCCACUCUGGAGGAGAAGAAGACCCAUGCAGAAACUGGGAAGAAAGUUGGUGAGGAGGCGGUGAGCCUGAACCCUACAUGUGCUGAAAGUCAUCAGUGGUACGCCAUCAUGUGUGGAAUCAUGGCAGAAUAUGACACGGUACAGAACAGGAUAAAGAACGGAUACAUCUUUAAGGAUCAUCUGGAUAAAGCCAUUGAGCUGAAGCCGCAAGACCCCAUGUCCUACUACCUGCUGGGCCGCUGGUGCUACGCUGUAGCUCAGUUAUCAUGGAUUGAGAGGAAAGUUGCAGCAACAUUAUUUGGAGAACCUCCAAGUGCCACAGUGGAAGAUGCACUGAAAAACUUUAUUAAGGUUGAGGAGAUCCGUCCAGGAUAUUCUAAACUCAACUACGUGUUUCUAGCCAAGUGCUACAAAGACCUGGGGCAGAGGGAAAAAGCUAGGAAGAUGUAUGAAGCUGCUUGUUCAAUGAGUGUUGUCUCCAAAGAGGAUGAAGAGGCACAAAAGGAGCUGGACUUACUCUGCCCAGUGCUUGGAGUGUGACGACACAGAGCAGCAGCACAUUCUUUUGGAAGUUUAUUUUCCAUGUGCUACAGGUGCCGUGUGUGUGUGUAUGUGUAUGUGUGUGUGUAGUGUGUACUGAGAGACCAUCAUAUUAAUUCACUCUGUGAGUGGGGAGAGGUGUGAUGUGGCAUUAUAUCACCAUUGGGAACAAUAGGCCGCCACAGUCAGAACCGUCCCGCGUGCUUUUAAAUCAGACUUGAAUUCUGAUGUUGUGUUGUUCUACAACAACACAACAUUUUUAAUGGUGGAAAACAAACUUCACACACGUGGCUGUACAAAAUCAAUGCAAUCAUUUGUCUCCCAUGUCUCAAAUAAUGACGUCUGUCGCCAUCAAAUCUUUUAGAUUGAUUUUUGAUGAUUUUAUUUUUAUAGAAAUUGGACUAAUCAUAACUUGUAGUAAAUUCUGUGUGAUUGUUAGUCUAACUAUCUGUUGCUGUCUGUACAGCGUGUAGCAGACAUUGUCUCAGAGAUCUGAUUGCUCCGAGUUUCCUUGACAACAAAGACAUGUCACUUUUUUGGAAAGUGACCCGUGGGGACUUGCUGUUCCUUCCUCCUCCGUCCUGUUUUUUGUUGUGUCUCCCACCACACAUUGAAGUGGCAAUAACAAAAGCACCUCAGACAAUGGCGCACCCAAACAAAGAUCUAGGAAUGCCGUGACCACUGGACGACCUCUUGCCCUCUUCACUCUGCCGUCACUCAGAGCAGCAUUAAUGCUCACUGGGCACAUUUACAUGCAGACUUUUAUAGAAUAAUUUGAAUCGUGCAGUGAACACAUGUAGAUGAAUAUGUUCUUUUAUCUUCUCUUUCGUGAGAUCUGAUGUACUGUGCUUGUUGACUUUGGCAUCUGUUCUUUGAAGACAUUCAUUAUUCAGUUACCUCCUGCUAUUAAUCUCCUGUGACAGUAAUGUCACUCCAGUAUAACUGCAGUUUAUCAAAUGAUCCAACAUGAAGACACAACAUCUUAGCCCUGGGUGCAGUAAGUUUUUAAUGUUUUUCCUGGACCACUGUUCUACGGAUCUGUCAGCAACGCUCACUAAAUCAUUUUGCCUGGAACUAUUAGAAGGACUUUCACACAUGAAUAUAUCAGUUUACUGAAACUACAUGAUAUGUCUUUCCUUAUAUUUUUGGUUAACAAUUGGCCCUGGGCAUUUGAUUUUUCCGAAUUUGAGACUGUAGAUCUGCACUCUUGUAUGGUCGCUAAAUCGUUGGAGGGGGGAAAAAAAAAAAAGCAUGUCAGAAGGGUUUAGCAAACAACCCAUAACUGAUUUCAGUGAUUUCCUAUUAAAGGGUUAUAUGAAGCACCUGACAGAUGUUUUUCAGCAACCCCCCUCCACCCCCCCCCCCCCCCCCCUGCCUCUUUAUAAUCCAGAGUUCCUGUUGGAACCUCUCAGGAAGGUUUUUCCUUCAGGAUGGCUGCUUAAAGUCUUUGAUUUCCCCCAUGUUCCCCUUUUUUUUUUUGGCUCUGACUCCUUUAUACUUUAGUUGUAUUUUAUUGUUUUUAAAUCUGCGUAAUCUAAAGUCAAUUUUAUUGAGACACCUGAUUUAUUCAGAACUUUUCCAAUGUCAAAGAAAGUGGAGAGCCAUCCCAAGCACACCACUCGAACUCUGUAUGCCAAGUUAAAAAAAAAAAAGGGUUUGAUAUUUAUAGAAGGCUCCUAUUACACUGCAUAUAUACAGCACCUAAUUAGCCCCAGUUUAGGUUCAAUUAAGAAUGUAAAAAAAAAAAACCCACCCUGGUUAAGUCUACAUGGUGAACAGUCUUUAAGACCCGGAGUGACAAAAUCUGAUGAUAAGGCUUCAUUAGUGCGCUGAAGAACUAACAUAGAUGAAGGUGUUUAAAAAAAAAAGACCUUACUAACGUGCAUGUAAAUUUAGUCACUGAAGGGAAAAUUUAAGGGCAGGUUCUUUUUUUGUCAUCUGUACUUCUCUGUGCACUGAUGGUUCUCCAGUAAAACUGUAAUGAAUAAAGCAUGGUGUGAUGGUGCAUUCGAUUGCAUUCCAGGUUAGAUAAUGCCACUAAAAUCUGAAGGAAGGGUUGAAUAUUUUAUUUUGGUCAUUCCUAAUUGUUACGUGAAUGUUUCUCUUCAAUCUUGUUGAUGUGUGAUACAUUUCAGACGUGCAUAUUGUAUGAAACUUUUUACCUUUGUUUACUCUUGAGAUUUUGCUUUGGAGGAUUUUUAUUGAUUUAUAGUCUGGUUAAUCAUAUUUAAUCUUAUGUUUUAAGGCUACGUUGAGAAAAUUACACAGACAAUUGUUUUUGUUUGUCACUUUACAGAUUUUUCUACCGGCAUCACGAAUGUAUUUGAUUUUUUCAAAUGCCAAAGCAAGUAAAAGAAUUCAUCGAGGUUCUAACAAAUCUGAUACACUACAUAGAAAUUUUACUGUACAAUAUCUUAGACAGUGUGUACUGAAUGAUUAACAGUACUCAAGUUUAUAAUUAAAUCUGUGCAAUCCUGA